AUGGCCCGCACCCCCCGUCCCCUCACACCAGGGAUCUACGUCCCGACCGUUGCCUUCUUCAGCCCCAAUGAAGACCUCGACAUCGCCACCGUCGAGCAACACGCCGCCUACCUGGCGCAGGCCGGCGUGACCGGGCUCGUCGUGCAAGGCAGCAACGGCGAAGCCGUGCACCUCUCGCGGGAGGAACGCAACGAGAUCACCGCGGCGACGCGGCGGGCGCUGGACGCGCAUGGCGGCGCCUCGAAGCCGCUGAUCGUGGGCACGGGCGCGGCCUCGACGCGGGAGACGAUCCAGCUGUGCGAGGACGCCGCGGCGGCCGGGGGCGACUACGUGCUGGUGCUGCCGCCGUCGUACUACAAGUCGCUGCUGACGGCGCAGGCCGUGCGCGAGCACUUCGAGCGGGUGGCGGCGGCGUCGCCGGUGCCGGUGCUCAUCUACAACUUCCCGGGGGCGUCGGCGGGGGUGGACCUGUCGUCGGACGAGAUCCUGGCGCUGGCCGCCCACCCCAACGUCGUCGGCGUCAAGCUCACCUGCGGCAAUACGGGCAAGCUGGCCCGCGUCGCCGCGCAGGCCCCGCCGGGCUUCCGCACCUUCGGCGGCUCCGCCGACUUCACCCUGCCGACCCUCGUCGCCGGCGGCGCCGGCGUCAUCGCCGGCCUCGCCAACCUCAUCCCCCGCGCCUGCCUCCGCGUCUUUGACCUCUACCGCGCCGGCCACGUCGCCGACGCCCAGCGCCUCCAGGCCGUCGUCGCCCGCGCCGACUGGCUCGCCAUCCAGGGCGGCUUCGUCGCCGUCAAGUCCGCCCUCCAGUCGUACCGCGGCUACGGCGCCCUCCCCCGCCGGCCGUGCGUCGUGCCGGCCGCCGAGCAGGUGGCGGCCCUCAAGGAGUCCUUUGCCGAGAGCAUGGAGCUGGAGCGCCAGCUGGAGAAGCAGCAGGCCUAG
Messenger RNA from Aspergillus uvarum CBS 121591, 942 nucleotides. RefSeq names its product dihydrodipicolinate synthase family protein. The transcript has a single exon. Lineage: Eukaryota; Fungi; Ascomycota; Eurotiomycetes; Eurotiales; Aspergillaceae. Gene Ontology annotation, molecular function: 4-hydroxy-tetrahydrodipicolinate synthase activity. The record is from RefSeq and is a predicted model, not a curated record. Bases 1 to 942 code for a protein of 313 amino acids.